Messenger RNA from Python bivittatus (Burmese python), 1541 nucleotides. The record is from RefSeq and is a predicted model, not a curated record. NCBI's taxonomy places the organism in Eukaryota, Metazoa, Chordata, Lepidosauria, Squamata, Pythonidae.
CCCGCGGGAGUCCCGGCGGUGCCAGAUGGCUGGUUUGGCUCUCUCCGAGCAGGACGUCGGAGCUGAACCGGACCCAGCCCACCAGGCGAGGCAGGAUGUUGUCUGAGGCAGCCGAGGGAGCGGACGCGCCCGAGAGCCCUUCCUACGAGCGGGAGGAGGAGGAGGAAGAGGAGGAGGGGGAGGAAGAGGAGGAGGAGGAGGGGGAGACCACCAGCCCCACAGACUUGUCUGAGCUGCUGAAAGAAGGGACCAAGGAGGCGCACGACCGUGCCGAGAAUACCCAGUUCGUCAAAGAUUUCCUGAAAGGCCGCAUCAAGAGGGAGCUCUUCAAGCUGGGCACCGUGGCCCUUUACUUCACAUACUCCGCGCUGGAGGAAGAGAUGGAGCACAACAAAGACCAGCCAAGCUUUACCCCUCUGUACUUCCCUUCGGAGCUGCACCGGAAGGAAGCCUUGGCUAGAGACCUGGAGUAUUUGUAUGGGGAAGGCUGGGAGGAGAAGAUCCAGUGUUCAGAAGCCACUCAGCAUUACGUGGACCGCAUCCAUCAUGUUGGACAGCAUGAGCCGGAGCUUCUGGUGGCUCAUGCUUACACCCGCUACAUGGGGGACCUUUCUGGGGGUCAGGUGCUGAAGAAGGUGGCCCAGCGAGCACUGAAGCUGCCAAGCACUGGCGAGGGGAUCAACUUCUACACGUUUGAAAACGUUUCCAACCCACAGCAGUUCAAGCAGUUCUACCGAGCCCGGCUCAAUGCUCUGGAGGUGUCCAAGGAAACCAAGGAGAGGAUCGUCAAGGAGGCCAACAAAGCUUUUGAAUUCAACAUGCAGGUCUUCGAGGAGCUGGACAAGAUUGGGGCUUUGUUAACAGAAGAAGCCCAAGAUGGCGGCCUCCCAGCACACGAUGGGAAAGGAGACAUGCGCAAGUGCCCAUACUACGCUACGAAGCUCGGUAGGUCCCAGGCUUCUCCCUUGUUCCUCAUCAGCUCUGUGCUGCGUCUCACGGUCCUUUUCUUCCUCUUUUCUUUCUCAGGUGGCCCCAAGGACCCUGCCUGCCCCUGCCACCUCGCCUUGGCCGCGUUGAAGCAACCUACCAUCCAGCUGGUGUUGGCGGCCUGCAUUGCAGUCACUGCCGGAAUUGCGGCCUGGUACGUGAUGUGAGGCUGGGCACCAGCUUCCCGUUGGCACCUGCUUGAUGAAAUUGCUGCUUUUCCCUAUUGACAGAAGUGGACUUUUAAUGCCGGAUUUAAUUGAGGAACCAUUAAAUGCAAAUCCACAGUGUACGAACGCCUGUGUGUCCAAACCGUUCGGGGUAGAAUUGAGCAGGGAACCUUGGCUUGGGGGGCACGGCCUGAAUGGUUUGAGCUUCGUGGAGGGAGGGCAUGUGGGGGCGGGCAGGCAGCCCUCUUACCCAGGUGCAGAAUACGCUACUCUCCUUUAGUUGUAGGCAGGGUCUCUGACUUGUACAUAUGGGAAGUGGUAACGGUUUAAUUUUCGUGUAAUUUAUUAUGGUGAUGCCUCUGACACAAUAAAAUUGAUACUUUAGUU